Messenger RNA from Nymphaea colorata (pocket water lily), 2088 nucleotides. RefSeq names its product lysine--tRNA ligase, chloroplastic/mitochondrial. Gene Ontology annotation, biological process: lysyl-tRNA aminoacylation. The record is from RefSeq and is a predicted model, not a curated record. The transcript is spliced from 14 exons. Gene Ontology annotation, molecular function: ATP binding; lysine-tRNA ligase activity; tRNA binding. Gene Ontology annotation, cellular component: cytosol; cytoplasm; mitochondrion. Bases 160 to 1875 code for a protein of 571 amino acids. NCBI's taxonomy places the organism in Eukaryota, Viridiplantae, Streptophyta, Magnoliopsida, Nymphaeales, Nymphaeaceae.
UUUUCUUGACAUUCAACAAGGAGUCGCGCAUUUUUGCUGAGAAGACUAUAAACCCACGAGGCAAUGCCUUGGUAUCCGGAUGCUUUCUUGCGCAGAGAGACGGAGAGUGAGGGGAGUUGCUAAGUUAUCUAGAGGAAGGGCCGAUCGCCCUCUCGGGCCAUGGAAGCUCUGAAGUUAUGGAGAACGAGCCUGCCGCUGAAGCAUUUCGUUAACCUCUCAAGGUAUGUACGGCCGGCGGUCCGGUGCGUGUCGGCAAGCGGAAGAACGGCGGAGAGGAGGAGGCCUGCUACGGCUUCCACCUCCGACAGAGACGCCAUUCGUACCAUUCGUCUCAAUAAAGUAGAGGAUUUAAGGUCUCAAGGAUGUGAGCCAUAUGCAUAUAAGUGGAAUAAGUCGCACAGUGCUGCUGAGCUACAAGAACUAUAUAAGAACUUAAAAAAUGGGGAAGAGGCUGAAGAGGAUCUGGUAUCAGUGGCUGGAAGAAUAAUUGCUCGAAGAGAUUUUGGUAAAAAGCUCUCAUUCUUGAUACUGAGGGAUGAUUCAGGGACCAUUCAGCUUUAUUGUGAAAAGGGAAGGUUUCAAGGAGAACAAUUUGGGCAACUGAAGGAUUUUGUUGAUAUAGGUGACAUAUUGGGUGCUACGGGAUCCAUAAAGAGAACUGAGAAAGGCGAACUUUCUGUGUCUGUUCAUUCUUUUGCAAUCCUCACAAAGUCCCUGCUUCCACUGCCAGAUAAAUAUCAUGGCCUUACGGAUGUGGAUAAGCGAUAUCGUCAGCGGUACUUGGACAUGAUUGCAAAUCCUGAAGUAACAGAUAUAUUCCGGAUAAGAGCUAAGAUUGUGUCAGAAAUACGCCGAACAAUGGAAGCCAUGAAUUUUGUGGAAAUUGAGACUCCUGUUUUACAGGGAGCAGCAGGUGGAGCAGAAGCUAGACCUUUCAUAACAUAUCACAAUUCACUUGGAAGGGAUCUUUAUUUGAGAAUCGCAACAGAACUGCACUUGAAGAGAAUGCUGGUUGGAGGAUUUGAAAAGGUCUUUGAAAUAGGUCGGAUAUUCAGAAAUGAGGGCAUUUCCACUCGCCACAAUCCUGAAUUCACAACCAUUGAGAUGUAUGAAGCAUAUUCGGAUUAUCAGAACAUGAUGGAUAUGGCUGAGGAGAUCAUCACCAGAUGUGCACUUGCUGUUCAUGGAAAGCUAACUAUUGAUUAUCAGGGGACAGAAAUUUGCUUAGAAAGGCCUUGGAGGAGAGAAACUAUGCAUAAUCUUGUGAAAGAAGCAAUUGGAGUGGAUUUUACUGGGUUGGGUGAUGACAUCAAAGUGGCUAAAGAAGUAGUCAUAUCUGCACUAAGGAAUCUCCUAGACCCAAAAGACAGAAUCUCCAUAGAGUCAUGUCCAUCUGUAGGUCAUAUGCUUAAUGAGGUGUUUGAGACGAUUGUGGAACCAACACUUGUGCAGCCAACUUUUGUGCUGGAUUACCCAGUUGAGAUAUCACCUCUUGCAAAACCGCAUAGAAGGUCUGCAGGUUUGACCGAGCGGUUUGAGCUAUUCAUUUGUGGUCGUGAACUAGCUAACGCAUUCUCAGAAUUGACUGAUCCUAUUGAUCAGAGGGAGCGCUUGGAGCAUCAAAUUAGACAGCACAACAUCAAGCGAGCAGCAAAGAACUUGGGUUCAAAAUCUGCAGAGUCGGAGACAACAGAAGACGACGAUGAUGACUCGUAUGAAGUCAGCCUGGACGAAGAUUUUCUGAACGCUUUAGAAUAUGGGAUGCCACCUGCUUCUGGAAUGGGGUUGGGGAUUGAUCGGCUAGUGAUGCUUCUCACAAACUCUGCAAGCAUCCGUGACGUUAUUGCAUUCCCAGUUCUCAAGCUUCAACAGUAGUAAUCUCCCUUCUUUUUAAAUUAUUUGUCAAUUUUAUUUCCCUUUUCUCUGAUGUUAAAUUGCAGCUAUCUUUGUGAUUCUCUUCAAAAUUUUAGAUGGUAAUUUUCUUUCCCUUGUGGAGAAGAGUAAAUUGCCCAUUCAAGAAGUCAGUUUCUGUAACAGUAAGGGAAUAACAUUGAUGUGAUGAAUGAGCUCUUAAGAGUUGACAUUUUA